AUGACCGUACCGUUGUCGUUGCUUCGUCUCUUUCUUGAACUGAUUACCGUACUGGUGUUGCUCGACCAGGUACGGUCGAAGAUUGUCGACACCAGUUUCGGCAAGGUCAGGGGUCGAUCGGUGCAGCUGCCUUACGCCGGCCUGCCUCAGGUGGAGCAGUACCUCGGCAUCCCUUAUGGCGCCCCGCCGGUCGGCUCGCGACGUUUCAUGAUGCCACAGACGGCUACCAAGUGGACGAACACGAUCAAGGACGCGACGCGUAUGCCGCCGGCCUGUAUCCAGUUCUGGCCUCCGGCGUUGCAGCUGAUGCGCGCAGAGGCGAUGAAGUGGAUGACCGAGAGUCGCCAUACGUACCUCAAAAAGCUGUCCGAGUUUCUGCGCGACCAGCAGGAAGACUGUCUCAACUUGAAUCUGUACGUGCCGUCGAAACGAGGUGAGUGCACACACGACGAGUUGUGCUGUCACAUUCACACUUUCGUUGCUAACAAGCCGAAUUAG
This is a messenger RNA of Soboliphyme baturini, 498 nucleotides long. The record is from the annotation of a GenBank genome assembly. Lineage: Eukaryota; Metazoa; Nematoda; Enoplea; Dioctophymatida; Soboliphymatidae.